CUCGUACUUCUUACUUCAUCUUAUCUCUUCUCUUCUUACACUUGCUGUUUUGAGGGCAUUCACACUGAGCAGUAUGGCAGAGACUGUGGAGACUGAAACGAGGGCCAAAGGCCUCACGUCCCUCCCUUACAGCCCCACACACUUUUAAAAUCACUGCUCGUCAACUCGUCUACGUCCCCUUCCCUAAUGAAAACAUACAGAACCAGGUCUGCUAGAGGACUGGACUGAAUGAAUGUAUAAACCUGAAUUGCUGACAACAAGAGGUCAAUGCCCCCACCCCCUGGAGGAGCUACACACUGACAAAGCGUCUAGUUGGCACAUGAUAAUACAGGUGUUUUUAUUCAUAGGAAAGUCAUAUUGUGUUAAAAACAGCAGCUGCUUAAAAAAAGCUUGAAUGUGUCUGCUUGGAUUUCACUGUUCUAUGGCCCCUCCCUUGAAGGUGUAGUUACUCUUAAAGCUCACUUAGGACGAGGUCCUGAAGCUCGGCUGAACAGAAACAUUUAGAUUUACAGCAAUGGAGAAAAGGGUCCUGCCUUACGUGCGACGUGUCUCUUCAGACCUACGUGACUCAAGAGGGCGCCAUAUUGUUCUUUCAUUCACUACAUUCAUUUUGCACUCUGUCACCAGGAAGUCCUGCAUCUCACCAACCCCCACAGAACAUCUGCAUGUACUGUUUGGCUACAGAGGAGAGAUUCACAUUCUUGCACAUAAUGUUCAGCAGAUUUAUUGCCCUCCUCCUUUAGAUGAAUAAACUUUGAUGCUGGGUCGAGUCUGUCCACGUUCAGAGUUUUGUCUCCCCUGUUUGUUAUCUGUGUGUCUGUCGGCGUGACUUUCCUUCCUCCACGUCUCCUGGCUGCUGGCUCCACACACCUGUUCACAAUCCACCAAUCGUCCUGCUCACCUCACUCACCUGCCUCUCAUUAGUUUGCUCACCUGCAGUACAUCAACUGCAGUUUUCCAUCCACUCUUCACCAGAUGUGUUUUCAGCCUUAGUGAUUCUCUCAGUCAGCAGUUUGCUCUCUGGUGGAUUUUGCUUGUUGUGCCUUGUCUGUGCUUUACCUGUCUGCUAACAUCUGUCUCUGGUGCUGCAGGAUCAUCACAUGCCCGUCUGCCUCCUGUAUGCUUCCUGCCAGGCUCGCUUGCUCCUUGAGCCACAUAGAUCCAUCACCUCCACUCUCUCUCCGCCUCCUCUGGAUUCCCCUGCCACCACAUUCAUUCUCCCACCUGGUUUGCAGCAAAGACUUACGGUACAACAAGUCCUGCGUUUGAGUCCAGCCUGUUAGCAAACACAACGUACCUGUGUAGCGGUGUAGAUGGGCAGACGGUUAAGUUUGUGUUUCAGAGGACCCAGGAGCAGACACACACUCUGAAGUUUGUUGAGAACAAGGUAUUUUAAUGAGCAACACAACGAGGCUGGAGAGGAAAGGGGAGCGUGGCUGACGAUGGUGGGAGGCUGGCUCGCUGACUGAAGAGGAGUAGUGGUCUGAGGUGGUCUGAGGAGUCUGGGGUGCAGAAUAUGGAACAGGAGCCGAGGAGACAAAAAAGGCACGUGAGCGAUACAGUGAGAGAGUACUGGAGAAUACAAAAGACAAACCAGUUUUCUGGGCAGAGAGAGUAAACGAAACCAUCAGGUGACGAAUGGCAGGAGAACAGGAGCGUCUGAGUGGAGGAGGUGAUUGGGAUCAGCUGUGGAGCUUUUUAGAAAACUGUGAUUCACAGAUUUUGAAACACACAAGUGUAACAGAGAGUGGAUUUUGCUGCCAUGCUGGUAAAGCAGUUCACGUUGGAAACCAUGUCAUUAUUUUAAGACAAGCAGAGUCCAUCUUUCAUUUCAAGCCUACAGGAAGAGUUUGAGACUCAAAGCAGCUCAUCUAAACUUACAGCUGCGGUGACGACAGGCAGCCAUCUCAGGACCACAGAACAGAAUAAUGCAUAUUUGUGCCUUUCUCACGUCUUCAGAAGAGGAAGUGCAGAUUAACAGGAACAUGCUGCAUCUUUUUACUUACUAUAUUCACUGUAGAGAAACAUUAAAGGGGAACAAAUGAGAAACCCAGAAAGUCAGACUGUAUUUGUCUGUAACAUGUUGAGGCAGAUGGCCGUUGAUCCUGAGUCACAGUUCAGCUCGAGGUUUCUUUGCCUCUAAGCGUGGCUCAUUUAGUAUCAUUAAUUAGUAAAGCGUUAUCAGAAACAGAAUAUUUAUGAACAGAAUCAAUAUCACUUUCUUCCUCAUGUGCUAGUUCAUCUGUCAGCAGGUGUUUGCUCAUGGUGGGAAGUGUUAAUAAUAUUACAGAGAGGACGGCCUAGACCCGCGCCACAUGAAAAAUUCAAUCAGACAACUUUUGUUUUUAAGUGGGGCUAUAUAAAUAGAAUUGAACUGAAAUUUGAAUCAUAAGGCAAGAGGUCCAACACUAUCAUUAAAACAAUCAGAGAACUUGGAUGGUAGCUGUACAGUACAUACUGGGUCAGACCAAUUACACUGAGUUUAAUUUGUUCUUCUCUCAUUCCCUAAAUAUGAUGUUGGCAUGUAAAAAAUAGUACCAGCUUUUUUAGAAGAAUGUGAUUCACAGAUUUUGAAACACACUAAGCACGACUAACAGAGAGUGGAUUUUGCUGCCGUGCUGGGAAAGCAGUUCACUUUGGAAACCAUUCAAUGGUUUUGAAGACGAGCAGAGUCCAUCUUUCAUUUCAAGCCUACAGGAAGAGUUUGAUACUCAAAGCAGCUCAUCUAAACUUUCAGCUGAGGUGACGACAGGCAGCCAUCUCAGGACCACAGAACAGGAUAAAGCAUAUUUGUGCCUUUCUCAUGUCUUCAGAAGAGGAAGUGCAGAUUAACAGGAACCUACUGCAUGUUAUCACUUACUAUAUUUACUACAGACUGUUUAGCUGCAGAGGACAACACACCAGACUUUGCAGUAGGGAACUCUUUCAAUUGGGGUAUCAGAGCUUUCAAAGGUUUCACUCUGAAGAAUGGAAGGUCUCUACUCUAACCCUGAUUUCAUCCCGAAUGUGGUGACAUACGUAAUCGUCGCUGUCGGCCUUCAUCUGACGCUUCUGGCCAUCUAUUCUCUUUAUUCUAUGGUGAGAAGAGAUCAUGUUGCUCCCAUCUACGUCAUCAACCUUCUCAUUAGUGACUUGAUUCAGCUCUGCUUCAUGAUUGCUGAUGUGGUACCAACUGUGGAUAGGUGGACACAUGAGAUCUUCGUAUAUAUUUACAUCUCUGCUCUGUUUGCCAGUGUUUACUUCAUGGUCUGCAUCGCCCUGGAAAGGUAUUUGGUCAUCGUCCACCCGCUGUGGUACCGCUUCAGACGAACCAUCAAGACCUCUGUGGUGGUCUGUGUCCUGGUCUGGGUCCUUUCUGGUGUCUGUGGCGUCCGUUUCUAUUUCUUUGUUGAAAAUCUGGUGACACACAUAAUGUUCAUCAUCCUCCAGCUCCUUCCCUUCCCGCUGUUAAUCUUCUUCCUGGUUGGGACCCUCAAAGCCCUGUCUGCUUCCAUCUCAGUCCCCUCUGAUGAAAAACGUCGAACUGUGGGAGUUUUGGUUCUGUUGCUGCUUAUUUACACGCUGCUGUUCCUGUCCAGCAUCCUUUGGUACCUGAGUUUAAUUCAUGACAGGACCAAUUUAAUUCUGUGUCUUAUGAUUGUCAGGUUCAGUCCUCUUGCAGACUUGUUCCUGUAUGUUUCAUGAGGAAAGGGUUCAUAGACAAGCUUUUGGCCUCUGUGUGUUGCUGCAGAAUGGACAGCAAUGAUAUCAGCAGUCCAUCAGUAUGAAUGAUGAC
Molecule: messenger RNA, 3775 nt
Organism: Micropterus salmoides (largemouth bass)
Lineage: Eukaryota; Metazoa; Chordata; Actinopteri; Centrarchiformes; Centrarchidae
Product: G-protein coupled receptor 4-like
Exons: 4
Coding region: 2968-3684 (238 amino acids)
Biological process (GO): phospholipase C-activating G protein-coupled receptor signaling pathway; positive regulation of Rho protein signal transduction
Cellular component (GO): membrane
Molecular function (GO): G protein-coupled receptor activity
Source: RefSeq, a predicted model, not a curated record